AGAGAGCAUUGCGGUCUCCAUGGUAACCGAGGGUCAAUAAACAGAAUGAAGCUGAAACGACUGCAUAUUCGCUACUUUCCUCCAGGCAUUAUCCUGGACUAUGAGAAAGGAGGACAGCUGAGGAGCAAAUCCAUCGACCUGCUGCAUCUAACACCACUUACUGAUGUGGACGAGCUGUUAUCAGAAAUCAAAAGAGUGGAGCCAUUAAUUACAGAGUCACGAACUGAUCAGAUUAGAACGCUGAUAAAACGAUUGCAGGAUAAACUCAGCCAGCCAGACAAGCGCAAGUUCCACCUGUUCAAGGCACUUCAGGCUCACAUCCUUCCCCUCACCAACGUCGCUUUCAAUAAAUCAGGGUCGAGUUUUAUAACCGGCAGCUAUGACAGGACGUGUAAAAUAUGGGACACAGCAUCUGGAGAAGAACUGCACACGCUGGAGGGCCAUCGAAAUGUCGUCUACGCCAUAGCUUUUAAUAAUCCCUACGGGGAUAAGAUUGCCACAGGCUCCUUUGAUAAGACGUGUAAAUUAUGGAGUGCCGAGACAGGAAAGUGUUUCUACACAUUUAGAGGACAUACUGCUGAAAUCGUGUGUGUGACCUUUAACCCUCAGAGCACCUUGGUUGCUACGGGAAGUAUGGACACCACGGCUAAAUUAUGGGAUGUGGAGAGUGGUGUAGCGGUUUCCACCCUGGCAGGACACUCGGCCGAGAUCAUCUCUCUCUCUUUUAACACAAGUGGUAAUCGGUUGGUCACUGGAUCGUUCGAUCACACACUGACGCUGUGGGACGUUCCGUCCGGAAGGAGGAUUCAUACUCUGAUAGGACACAGGGGUGAGAUCAGUAGUGUACACUUUAACUGGAACUGUUCCCUCAUCGUCUCCGCCUCCAUGGACAAAACCUGCAAGGUGUGGGAUGCUGAUAGUGGGCGGUGUUUAGCGACUUUAGCAGGCCAUGAUGACGAGGUGUUGGAUGUUUGCUUUAAUUACACGGGCCACCUCAUCGCUACAGCUUCAGCCGAUGGUACAUCAAGAGUGUUUGAUGCAGAAAGGUAUCAGUGUGUGUGUAAACUGGAAGGUCAUGAAGGAGAAAUAUCUAAGGUGUGUUUUAAUCCACAGGGAACUCGGGUUCUAACGGCGAGCGCUGAUAAAACUGCUCGUGUGUGGUGUGUUCAGUCUGCAUCAUGUCUGCAGGUGUUGGAGGGACACACAGAUGAGAUUUUCUCCUGCGCCUUUAACUAUGACGGGGAUGCCAUCAUUACAGGCAGUAAAGACAACACUUGUCGGAUUUGGCGCUGAGUCUCCACAUGAAGAGGACGAGCUGCAGUAUUAAAGGAUCAGAUUGUCUGAGAAUGUCCCUUCUUCACUAAAUGUAGUUGAUUCGCUUUACUGUAUGUAGCUACUGUAGCUAAUAAUGUAGCAUCAUCUCACCUCUGAUGAUUUUGUGUAAAUAAAUGUUUGUGUAAAA
Trichomycterus rosablanca is the source of this 1462-nucleotide messenger RNA. It is a transcript of the gene daw1, whose product is annotated as dynein assembly factor with WDR repeat domains 1. NCBI's taxonomy places the organism in Eukaryota, Metazoa, Chordata, Actinopteri, Siluriformes, Trichomycteridae. The coding region runs from base 46 to 1293 and encodes 415 amino acids. The record is from RefSeq and is a predicted model, not a curated record. The transcript has 14 exons. Gene Ontology annotation, molecular function: protein binding.